CAUCAACCUUUCAUUGGUAAGUUAUCAUUCACACACAUUCCAUAGCUAUAGCUUCCAAUGGCUUCAACAGAAGACCUGCAAGCAUACGAAGAAGAGAAUCUCCUUCUGUCCCUUCCCAAAGAGAAGGGUUGGGUAGCACAACAUCUCUAUCUCUUUCAAGACUUUUGGUAUCCAUCAAAUUUUAUUGAAGGUGUAAUCAAUUUUCAAAAGCACUUUCAGGCAAAAGACAGUGAUGUUAUUGUUGCCACCGUUCCAAAAUCAGGUACUACUUGGUUGAAAGCCCUUACUUUUUCUAUUAUCAACAGACAACGUUUCUCAUCUUCUCAUAAUCAUCCAUUACUCACUUCCAAUUCUCAUGAACUUGUUCCUCCCCUUGAAUUCAUCUUUCAUGUUGAUAACAUCCCAGACAAGCUUUCUGACCUCUCCAAUAUGACUGAACCAAGAGUUUUUGGUACUCACGUUCCAUUCCCUUCCCUCCCCAAAUCAAUUAAGGAAUCCAACUGUAAGAUAGUUUAUAUCUGCAGAAAUCCAUUUGACACUAUUGUUUCACUUUGGAUCUUCGCCAAUAAAAAUAACCCUCUGAAUGAACUAACAAUCGAGGAAACUCUAGAAAAGUACUGCAAGGGAAUACUCGGCUUUGGUCCGACUUGGGAGCAUAUGUUAGGUUACUGGAAAGAGAGCAUAGCAAACCCUAACAAGGUUCUGUUCUUGAAGUAUGAAGAACUCAAAGAAAAUGCAAAUUUUUACGUGAAAAGAGUUGCAGAAUUCCUGGAUUGUCCCUUCACUGAAGAAGAGGAAAGUAACGGAGUGAUUGAAAGCAUAAUCAAUUUAUGCAGUUUGGAGAAAAUGAAGAACCUAGAAGUCAAUAAAGCUGGAACAUUUUGCGGGAACUUUGAGAAAAAAUACUUGUUUCGGAAGGGUGAAAUAGGAGAUUGGGUAAACUACUUUUCCCAAGCUAUGAUAGAAAAAUUAUCCAAAACAAUGGAAGAAAAAUUAGGGGGAUCUGGUCUUUCCUUUAAAACGUCUUCUUAAAAUUUGUUGUUAUAUUUGUUACCUGUGACUGUUACUUCUGCUUCGUGUUCUGAUUGUAGGUACCUUUUUAUUAUUUGGAUUU
Vigna unguiculata (cowpea) is the source of this 1114-nucleotide messenger RNA. Lineage: Eukaryota; Viridiplantae; Streptophyta; Magnoliopsida; Fabales; Fabaceae. The record is from RefSeq and is a predicted model, not a curated record.